Messenger RNA from Anastrepha obliqua, 1062 nucleotides. RefSeq lists its product as uncharacterized. The transcript is spliced from 2 exons. NCBI's taxonomy places the organism in Eukaryota, Metazoa, Arthropoda, Insecta, Diptera, Tephritidae. The coding region runs from base 1 to 1062 and encodes 353 amino acids. The record is from RefSeq and is a predicted model, not a curated record.
AUGAAUACAAGCAAACACAAUGUAAACACCGUAGAAGUAGUUAAAAUAGCAGCAAGUAAUCCAUCAUUGGAUCUGCCAAAAGAGACUGCAGACGGCAGUAACAGCAGCGGGGAGCUGGUAAAAAACCCCUUUCAAAGGAGCUCGAGACUGGCUCAUUCGCCUCCGUUGAUUGGAAGAACCCGAUCUGCGUCACCAUGCAUGCAGUACAGCAGUGUCGCAAAGGAAGCCACAACAGAAGAGCUCAACCGCAGCAUCAGUGCUAAAAUUAAAGAGCUGACGGAGAUGAUGGAACUCUCAAAGCGUAAUAUUAACCAGCCAAUGCGUGAUCUGGUUUCGAGCAUUUCUGAGCUCCAUAAGAAGUUAGAAAGGUCGAUUCUGACUUCCAGAAUAAGGAUGUUAAAAGGGACCAAAAGUGUUGUACUCGAAGCAAAAAAUGAAUGCACGCAAACAUCGCCUCUUAUAAAGCGCGUCACGGAUGGUACGCCAAAGAGAUGUAUAGACACAGUCGCUGCACGGAAAAGCCCGGCAAAAAAGAGCAAAAGUGACCGCGAUGGAACACUGAAGGCAACGCCGGUAUCAACAAAAGAGCAAACCAGCUCCGAAGGAUGGAGCACGCAAGGCAUCGCAGCUAACGCUGCCAGCUGUAUGGAAGACGAUGGAAAUCGAUGCCUAGCCAACGCUGACGAAAUUUUGCACAUUUGCAAACAGAUCAAAGGCAAUAAGGCACCCGGGCCCGAUGCGAUCCCGAAUGAAGCUCUUAAGUUGGCAAUCCAAAAGCAUUCAGAAAUCUUUGUGGAUGUUUACAACUCCUGCCUAGAAGAAUGCACAUUCCCGAAAGAGUGGAAACUGCAAAAGCUAGUGCUAAUACCAAAAGGGUCUAAGCCGGCGGAAAAUCCCUCAGGCUACCGCCCACUAUGCUUACUGGACACGGCAGGGAAAAUAUUAGAGAGGCUAAUUGUAAAUCGCCUGGAAUCUUCCAUCGAUAGUGCCGGAGGGUUAUCGCCGCACCAAUUUGGCUUCCGUAAAACACGCCUUACCACAGAUGCUGUUAUAGCGGGCUAG